AAGGUGUGUUUCCGGAAGACGUGGCUGUUGCUGCAGUGGCAGCUGUCAUCCAGAUUUCCCUGAGAGGAGUGUUUGAAUAGUUAUAUUUAUAUUUUCUUUAUUUAUAUUUAAUUUAACGACUUUAUUUGGCGCCAAGAUGAUUUCGCUAACGGACUCCCAGAAGAUUGGAAUGGGACUAACAGGCUUCGGCGUGUUUUUCCUCUUUUUCGGGAUGAUCCUGUUCUUCGAUAAAGCCCUCCUGGCUAUUGGAAAUAUCCUGUUUGUUGCCGGACUCGCCUUCGUCAUCGGAUUGGAGAGGACGUUCCGCUUCUUCUUCCAGAAGCACAAAAUGAAGGCCACAGGUUUCUUCCUGGGCGGCGUGUUUGUGGUGCUGAUUGGCUGGCCCAUCAUCGGAGUCGUGCUGGAGGUCUACGGCUUCUUCCUCUUGUUCAGGGGGUUCUUCCCCGUCAUAGUGGGCUUCAUCAGGAGAAUACCCGUGCUGGGCUCCAUCCUCAACCUUCCCUUCAUCAGUGCAUACGUGGACAAAGCGGGCGAGAGCAACACGAUGGUAUAACAGAGACUUUUUGUACGCGGAGCAGCAGGUUUUAUAAAACAACACGACGCCCCUUCAGCUGAUUUAAAGGAGCCGCCCCUCCCCCGCCCGCCCCUCCUGCAGGUAGAGACUGCUUCCUGUCUCGUCUGUAAUUUCACCGCCACCAAUCAAAGGUUCAUCAGAGCGUCGCAGCACCCGUCUGUUACGAUGGAGGACGGAGACCCCAUCAGAGCGCCAAUCGACUCGCCGCCUACGUGACGUUCUUCCUCUGUGGAACCGACGGAGGGAAACAAAGAGGAUUAAAGGACUGGACCUGCGGCUUGCCAUACCGUCACAUCUCUGUGCCUGUGCUUGAACUUUAUUUGCAUUUUGUGUCUCUGCAGUAACUCUGUGACGCUUUAUUUCUUUUUGUCCUGCAGCUAUUUGAGGGCCGAGCGUGGCUAACGUGAUGCUUUCCCUCUGUUACAUGUCAUUUCUUCACGGUGAAACGGCUCAGUGCUUCACUUCCUGUAAACUGAGGUCCAUGUGACCGAACUGGAAUCUGUUACUCCUGUUUGUGGUUUACGUCGGCGGCUGCACCUUAAAGUAGCUGACGCCUGGAGAGAAGCUAAGAAACUUGCUGUAGGGAGCAGAAUGAUGGUGCGUUCAAUUUCACCUCGGAAGUCAGGAUUCCAGACCGCUGGACGAGUACGUCAUCAGGAAAGUCGGAAUUCUCUGAGAACCUUCAGUUGUCCGAGCGAAAAUCCAACAUGGCUGCUGCGUGCAUCUACAGUAACGUUAGGCUGUAACUAUUUUUUUUUUUAGCGACUUAGGCUACGUGUUCACCUAACGUUUUUUUUCCUGAGCACCUUUUUCAAUUGUUUUCAAUCAGGAGCGAGUGUUCGCACAAACGCUUCAAGCAACGCUCCCAAGAACACAGCCAGCGCUUUACUGUCCGGAAAAAAAAACACCAGGUGGACACGGGGGCCUUAGUCAGUCCUGUGGACGUGUUGUCAAGUUAUUUUCACGCUCAAGUCUUAGUUAGGUAUUCGCUAACACAACAAAGGUACUCCUGGCGGCGUCCACGUUGGUCAUCCGGCUUGUUUCCAACUCUUCACUGGAACGUGGUCAACUCGGGUGUGACGUCAUUCCCAGCUCCUAGCUCCGAGGUAAAUGGAACGCACCAUAAAGCUAACAGGCAACAAGCAUUAAUACCACACUACAGCGCCACCUCUCAACAAGUGGCCACUUGGUGUAUUGCAGCAAAAAAAGGAAUUCCCCUGAAUCCCAAAAAAAGCUUUUUCUCCUCUGACGUCUUUGAAAUUUACGAUUGCUUUUCAAUACAACGGGUUUCAAGACAAUAUGACCUCUGCUCUCUUGAAUGAUGAUUGAAGCCAAAUGUACCGAAGCUUUAGAAAAGCUACGUCUGUUUCAUAACACAGGCGUGUAGGAGAGAACUCUGCCAAACAGAAACGUAGCCAACGUAUUUGUAUGGUUCAGGCCGUGUGUUCUCUGCAGUAUUUUUGUUGCUGCGGUAUCAGAAUAGAUAAAGAUAUGGUUAAAGCCUGGCGGUUGGGGUGUGCGCCCUGCGUACAGAGGCUGUGGUCCUCUUGGCAGCAGCCGUGGGUUCGAGUCCGGCCUCGGCCCCUACGGCUGCACACCGUCGCCUGCUCUCUCCUCCCAAUGUUACCCGUCUCACUUCAACUAUCGAAGCAGAAAUAGCCCAAAAUACUAACGUUUAGAAAAUAAGGUAUGGUUUGAUUUUUACUAGCAUUGUAUGAAGGUUUCAAAUUCUUGUGUUGCAACGACCUUCGCUGACCUUUAUAACGGAGGAGAGGGACGACUCUCACUGUUACUAUUUUUGGAUUUAUAGAAGUUUAAUUGUUGUGAAACGUUACUCGCGUCAAGAAAAGUGAAGAUUUCAGACGUCAUUUCACGUUUUAACAGUCAGCUAACUGUUUUAGUUUAAGGAGUUGAGCAGCGUUAUGAGACGUGUAGCUCAGAAACCUCCUGAUUGAUUUGAUACUGGCGCAAUAAAAUCCCUAAUUUCCGCCUCUGCCUGAAACGCUUCAUUUCAGCUGCUGUCUCUUUAAGGCCCCGCCUCCUUAGUGCCCACUCUUCUUCUGUUUGCAGUCACAGGGAAUUUUGAGCGAGCUUCCUGGUGGGCGUGUCCUUGAAAGCGCUGCCCGGGUGGGCGUGUCCUACAACUUUGCUCCAUGCUUUGCUCUGAUAGUCGGCAGAACCUUCGGGUGGCAACGUCUCGUUCAGAGCAGCUGGUUUAGUACGGACAUCCAACAUCAUAACAUUAUAUAUUUAAAGAUGAAAUGAAUAAACAGACUCUUCUUGAACCGGAGGACGAACACUCCUCAACACUAACUGGGAAGCAGCUUCUCUUCUUUCUUUCUCCCUCUUCGAGCUUCUCCUCUCUGUCUGCAUUCAUCCAGUGUCCUUAAACAUCUGUUCAGCUUUAAAUCUUCAGAUUUGUCUUUAUGUUUCUCCAGCUGUGGGUGUUUUCUGUUGCUCUGCUCGGAGCAUCCAGAAACUGACGUUACCUGUGAAAUGAUGACGUGUGUUUUUUCUUGUACGGCACUUUUGUAAAUAUACUUUGGAAUCAAGCUUUGUAUCUGCA
Molecule: messenger RNA, 3140 nt
Organism: Labrus bergylta (ballan wrasse)
Lineage: Eukaryota; Metazoa; Chordata; Actinopteri; Labriformes; Labridae
Gene: golt1ba
Product: golgi transport 1Ba
Biological process (GO): endoplasmic reticulum to Golgi vesicle-mediated transport; retrograde transport, endosome to Golgi
Cellular component (GO): endoplasmic reticulum; membrane
Source: RefSeq, a predicted model, not a curated record